ACCUAGUCCAACUCGCCUCUUUGAGAUGACUGCCCCCUUGGGAGAUGGUUAAAAACCGGCCCAUCCAUUGAAAGGGUAGGAUCUGUAGGAGGUGGCUUGGCGGCACAUUUCGCUCUGGCUGGAGUUCCUACUUCUAGAAAUAACACAUGUUCACUAGCCGAGGCGCAAAAUGAGGCGAUUGGUUUUACUCUUUAUUUUCCUUACUUGGGAUUAUCAGAUAGUUUUUAGUGUUGGUUUGCAGGACGCACCGACUCUUGGAUCUAAAAACAACCCCAGACUUCUCAGCAAAGAUACAGUCAGUGGUGCAUUCGAAUACCAGGUCUACCAGAACCACAGCGUCUUCUUCUACCACGAGGACUCUGGGGAGAUGUAUGUGGGGGGGAAUGAUUUCGUCUUAAAACUUGACAUGGAUGACUAUGGCAUCGCAGAGAAAUUUAUCCUGAAUACAACAGGGCAACAGCAGUGCCAAGAGGGCCCCUGUGAAAAUGUUAUCACUGUCAUUGAGAGGUUUCAGGACAGCCUGUUUGUCUGUGGAACAAAUGGACAUAGACCACAGUGCUGGAAACUUUUUUCAUCCACGAACAAUCAGUCCCAUGAAAUAGUGGAGAGUUAUGAGGGAACAGGCAUCUCUCCGUUCGUGUACACCCAGAACGCCCUAUCGCUCACAGUAGAGGGGGACCUAUAUGCAGCAGCGUCUUUGGAUACUGAGAGAAAUUCAUUACAAUUCAGAAGGAAGGCCGGCAGCAGAAGUAAUGUCUGGAUGUAUGACAGCUGGGUCACAGAGCCCACGUUCAUCUCUGCGUCCUUGGUGAAGCAAACAGAAGACCCCGACAAUGAGAAAAUUUACAUCUUUUUCCGUGAAAAGAACUCAGACCACAGCCCAGAAGCUGAUCCCUGGAUAUCUAGGGUUUCCCGAGUUUGUAAGGUAGAUGAAGGCGGAUCAAAAAGAUUCUUCCAGAACAUGUGGACAUCGUUUCUGAAGGCCCGUCUUGUCUGUGGGUUUCCAGAGGAGUCUCUGUAUUUCAACCGUCUUCUAGACGUUUAUAUGAUGCAAGCCGAGGACUGGCAGGACACCAGAGUCUAUGCCCUUUUCACAAGCAGCUGGAACUCUACAGCAGUUUGCAUCUAUUCUGUAGGAAUGAUUGAAGAUAUAUUCGAGAACUCAACUUUCAAAGGCUACGACAAAGACAUUCCCAGACCAAGGCCAGGAGCGUGUGUAAAAAACAGCAGGAGCCUGCCACGGGCCACGGUCAAUAUGGUGAAGGACUACCCAGAAAUGGCUGACUGGGUUCACUCCGUGCACUACACAGCUCCAUUUUAUAUAAGCAGCAACAACUACACCAAGAUAGUGGUGGACCAAGUUCGGGGAGUGGACCACCACAUGUAUAACAUCCUGCUUCUAGCCACGGAUUGUGGGAAGAUCCAUAAAGUGUUAGCGGCCGGAUCUGAACCUUUCAUCAUCUCUGAAACACGACUCUCCAACAAUUCAUCCAUACAAUCAAUGAAACUUGACUCCAAAAAGAAAAAGUUAGUCGUGGGUUUUUCAGAGAAAAUCUCCACCGUGGACCUCCAGAGCUGUCAGGAGUACAACAACUCCUGCGCAGAUUGUGUCCUGGCCCGGGACCCAUACUGUGCCUGGACUAAGUUUGGUUGCGCCCCGACAGUCCCUGGGGGCAUUCAGAAUGUCAGAGAUGGGCAAAUAAAUGUCUGCUCUACAUCAGUAGAAGAACAAAAGCAAGUAAACCGGGCCAAACGGGAGACAGUUUCAUCAUCACCAGUGAAUUUGAGGACAGUUCAUUCAGUCCCCCUGGGUGUCCCUUUCUACCUGUCAUGUCCCAUAGACUCUUACCACGCUGUCUACACCUGGGAACACAGGGGCCAGAGCAGCCCUUGUCUGCAGAUGCAGUCUAACUGCCUGCACCUCAUCCCUGCCAUGGCACAAGAGAACUAUGGCGUCUACGAGUGUGUUUCCAAAGAGAAAGACUACAUUAAAGUGGUGAAAAAAUAUCAACUUACAGAGCAAAUAAUCCCAGACACAAAUACGAGAAUCAUUAAUCCUAAUGAAAUAAAUGGUGCAUCAGCUGUAGUGUUGCACACAGUAUCGAUUAUACUUGGACUGGCUGCAGCAAUGUUGCACUAAUAAGAGAGGAGACACACCACUUAAAGCAUUCUGAAUCUAAAAGUCUGUAACACCAAAGAUGGCAGUUGUAUGACACAUAUCCCACCCCUUCCCCCCAAAAGCCAAUCGUCUGCUUUAUAACAGCCGAAAAGGAAACAUAUCAGGCCUAUCUUGUUGUUGCAUUGAUGCAAGUGAAACCUUGUGUAUGCGUAGUAGAAGUAAAACCUGUGGGGGGAAAAAAGCAUUUUAAACCUUAUUUUGGGGCACAGUCACCAAACUUUUUAAGGAGUUUUAAUCUGAUUUGACUGGUGAUUCUAUAAUUGCAGCUUUUAAGUCCCAGUGACCAUUGAAAGUGCAAUUAUGGCUCUCUCCGAUUUCAUUUAGAUAGGGGCCUUUUCUUGUUAGAUCUUAGACUUGCCUAGGACCUUAUUUAAACUUUACUCUACUUUCUCUGUUUGAAAAUAUAGCAGCAAUAUUCUUGGGGCCUUUGUGUCUGCCACUGUUAAUCAGGCCAGGAUGUAGAUAGCACUGAAAGAAAUUUACUAUAACACUAAUACAGCUCAACAGUUCAAACCGGAACACUCCCACCGUGAAAACCAGAACAGUUAGGUUACGAGUUUAAAGGGAACGUGCUGUAGCCAAGGUUGCAGCAUUUUUCAAAGAGACGUCAGCACAGGAAGAGGUUGAUGUGAUGGAGGGAGAAAGCAGCACAACUGGUCAGCAGCAGGAUGUAUUUUAAAUGAUCCGAGGGGCCCUAAUGUUGCCUAAUGGGGUUUUGUUUAAAUCUGGACUCGAGCAUCCUGCAUGAAGCACUACAGUGAUUCAUUAGGUGAGUACUUGUCUUUCUUUUCAGACAAGGAAAAAAGGGAAGGUGUAAGAAGUAAUCGGAAUGAUUACCUUUUAACAGGGUUCAGUCUGUAUUACCAAAUUACCAAAACACCAUUAAAAUGUUGUGAUCAUAAGUGAAAAAGCUUCUAGUCAGACAGCCACAGACAUAAUAUAUAGUAAGCAGCUGUAGUGUAGUUCAAAGUCCUGCACAUGUAGAGGCCAGCUAGCAGCUCUUUGGUUCAUUAGGUCUCAGGAAAUUGUUAUGUUCCCCUUGUGAAUUUCCUCUGUGUUGAAUGUUUUUUUCUCUGAAAUCUGGUGUAUGUUGUUUGACCCUGGCCAUGGCGGAGGUCUCCGCUCUCUGAGUGCUCUUCUAGUUUUGACUCUAUCUACACAAUGUGCACACUGAUGUUUUGAAUGAGCUACUUUUCUAGAUAGUUAUUUAUAUGAAAACGAGACCAUGUAACUUUAGUUGAAGGGUAGCAACUGUUGCCACAACCGACAAUUGUGAGGUAAUGGUAAAUGUUAAGCAAUAGUGCACCAGUGGCAAAAAUAGAGACAAGUCAGAGAACCGGCUUUGUAAUGAACAUUACAGAGCAACAUCUGGCUAAAGUUUGCUGAUAUUAGCUUACAUUUAGUAACUGCUACAGGCAUUUUCGCAAGCCUGUAGCAGCAAACACCUGAUUGUAAUGAAGUGAGCAGUGGUGCAUUUUAUCGCAUAUGAAUUCAACUUUUCCCUUGUAAGAAAAUUCAUGUGAUUUCUUCUUCCAAAAGGUAUAUAGUCUCACCUACUAAGCUAAAUAUAUUUAUCAUGUAAAUAUUAUUUUGGUACGAUAUCAAAUUUUAUUUUAUUACUAAAUAUUGUUUCAUAUUCUAGAUUUUUAUAUGUGCGUAAUCAUUGCUUUCAAAAUGUACAUGACUAUUACUGAUGUCCUAACUGUUAAAAUAAAAAAUGACAGAAUGGA
This is a messenger RNA of Xiphias gladius (swordfish), 3909 nucleotides long. It is a transcript of the gene sema7a, whose product is annotated as semaphorin 7A. Gene Ontology annotation, biological process: negative chemotaxis; neural crest cell migration; regulation of inflammatory response. Bases 170 to 2140 code for a protein of 656 amino acids. The record is from RefSeq and is a predicted model, not a curated record. NCBI's taxonomy places the organism in Eukaryota, Metazoa, Chordata, Actinopteri, Istiophoriformes, Xiphiidae. The transcript is spliced from 14 exons. Gene Ontology annotation, molecular function: integrin binding; chemorepellent activity; semaphorin receptor binding.